Messenger RNA from Menidia menidia (Atlantic silverside), 759 nucleotides. The record is from the annotation of a GenBank genome assembly. Lineage: Eukaryota; Metazoa; Chordata; Actinopteri; Atheriniformes; Atherinopsidae.
AUGACCCUGGACCGCGGACCCAUGGAUGAGACGGACUGCCUCGCGCGCGUGAGGGACGGGGGCCGUUCUUUGUCCAGAGAGGUCAGCGCGGACCCGGGCAAGAGGUCCGCUCCCAAGCCUCCGUACUCCUACAUCGCGCUCAUCACCAUGGCCAUCCUCCAGAGCCCUAAAAAGCGGCUCACGCUCAGCGAGAUCUGCGACUUCAUCAGCGGGCGCUUCGCGUAUUACCGCGAGAGGUUCCCCGUGUGGCAGAACUCCAUCCGUCACAACCUGUCCCUGAACGACUGCUUCGUCAAAAUGCCGCGGGAGCCCGGGAACCCCGGCAAGGGGAACUAUUGGACCCUGGACCCCAUGUCGGCCGAUAUGUUCGAGAACGGCAGCUUCCUGCGGAGGAGGAAACGCUUCAAGAGGCAGCGGCUCUGCCUGGGCGCGCUGAGGGGUUUUCGCGCGCAGGGGCCACUCGGAGCGCACGCCGCAGCCUCCUCCAGCCUCCUCAGACCCGACCCGAGCUUGGAAAGUGGCCCCGGGUCCCACUUCAGCCCCGGCAUCCCACCCGUAAACGGCAUAAUACCCGCUCUCUCCUCCAUAUUCAGGAGCUCGCCGUCGCUACUGGACCCCGGACGCUGCGUAACGGUGCCAUCUCUGGCCCCAAACUUCGCGGUUCCCGUCUCGUUCCACGGAUUUAUGCUCAACUAUCCCUUUUCUCAGCUGUCCAUUUUUCCCUCCGGAGCCCUAAAAGUUUCUCCUAACUCAGCUUAA